GCCUUGCCACUUUCUCCCCAAGUUUCGAGCAAGAUCCGGCUCCCCUCCUCCUCCACGUGGGAUUCGCGUGAAUUCCGCCGUCGUUCUCCAGGGACUGUGCCCCAAACCAUCAGCUCCGGAGAGGCUCGCUUUGAGUGAGAUCCAAUUCUUGGGCCGCCAUUGCUGCGGCGCCCGCGUCCGUUCCCAGAAACAGGAGGAGGUCUCUGUACAUGCCCGUCAUCUCCCCCCUUCCUUUCUCGCUCGCGCCAACGCCGGCUGCUCCCGCGGCGUCGCGAGUUCGCUGGAACAGCUUCCCGCACCACCGGCGGUUGCGAGAGCUGUACUACUUGAUGUAUGAUGAAAUUAGCUACUGCUACAUACAUUGAAACAAAAGCAGGCAUGUGCAGCAACGGUUUUGAUUCAACUAACUGCUUUCGUAUGGAGGAGGUUGAGCCAAAUUUAUCCCCAUUUCUCCACAAGCUUUUUAAAGAGUGGGAUGAUCGCAAGGCGAGGGGAUUGUUUCACCACGACAUCACUACCUGUGAGGCCAAGGUGCUACCUGGAGAACACAAUUUUGUUGCAAUAUUGAUAGAAGGGCGUGACCAGAAGAAGCGGCCAACUGAAUUUGGAAUGAACCAGGUCCUCCAACCAUUUCAUAGUGAGAAGUUCAAUUUCACUAAAGUUAAACCAGAGGAGGUGAUCUUCAGGUUCCAAGAAACUGAGAGUGAUUCUGCCCAGUAUUUUGACGGAGCUCCUCCCACUGUUUCAGCUUCUCCUAGCAGCAUUUUGAUCAACGUGAGCCCAAUUGGGUACUGUCAUGUGCUUUUGAUCCCUCGAGUUCAGGAAUGCUUACCGCAAAGAGUUGAUCGAGAGAGCUUCUUACUGGCCAUGUAUGUCGCAAGGGAGGCAAGGAAUCCAUUCUUCAGAGUUGGCUAUAACAGUCUGGGUGCCUUUGCAACAAUCAAUCACCUCCAUUUCCAAGCAUACUAUCUGAAAGUGCAAUAUCCAGUCGAAAAGGCGCCGACAGAGAAACUGACAGUCAUAGGGAAUGGUGUCAGCAUUUCUCAGCUGGUGCAGUACCCAGUUAGCGGCUUUGUAUUUGAAGGAGGUUCGAGCCUGGAGGAUCUGUCACAUGUUGUCUCAAACGCCUGCAUCUUCUUGCAAGAGAGUAAUAGACCUUACAAUGUCCUUAUCUCUGAAUCUGGCAAGAGAGUAUUCCUUCUACUACAGUGCUACGCCGAGAAGCAGACUUCUGGAAAGGCGAGCCAGGAAUUCCUCGACAUGAGAAUCAAUCCAGCGGUCUGGGAGCUCGGCGGCCAUCUGGUUCUGAAGAGGAGGAAGGACUACGACGAAGCAUCCGAGGCAACACUAUGCAGGUUUUUGGUUGAAGCGUCCCUGUCUGAAGCAGAGUUCCAGGAGCUGAAGUGUUGCGUCUUGGAGUUCCUGGCCAGUGCAAGUCCUGAAAAGUAGAGAUGAAACCAAACCAAUUCUGAAGUGCUGAUCAGUAAUGUUUGGGUGUGCUAAGUUGUUUUAGAUAUGCUGUCAACUCUGAAAUCAGCAUAGGCCUGAGGGCCUCUGAUGAGUCAUAUGUUUGUUCCAUAUAUCCAUUGGUGAUAACCUGUA
This is a messenger RNA of Aegilops tauschii subsp. strangulata, 1602 nucleotides long. RefSeq names its product GDP-L-galactose phosphorylase 1. Gene Ontology annotation, biological process: glucose metabolic process. The record is from RefSeq and is a predicted model, not a curated record. NCBI's taxonomy places the organism in Eukaryota, Viridiplantae, Streptophyta, Magnoliopsida, Poales, Poaceae. Gene Ontology annotation, molecular function: GDP-D-glucose phosphorylase activity. Gene Ontology annotation, cellular component: cytoplasm.